This is a messenger RNA of Cyprinus carpio (common carp), 1503 nucleotides long. RefSeq lists its product as uncharacterized. Gene Ontology annotation, biological process: adaptive immune response. Gene Ontology annotation, cellular component: membrane. Lineage: Eukaryota; Metazoa; Chordata; Actinopteri; Cypriniformes; Cyprinidae. Gene Ontology annotation, molecular function: signaling receptor activity. The record is from RefSeq and is a predicted model, not a curated record.
UCAAAACACUGCUUAAAAUUCUCACAUGGCAUGAUUUCGUUAUGCUCAGAGGCUAUCUGGCUUUCUAACCAGUCACUAUUUUUUUUUUAUGUUAUUUUUUUUACUUUUUAAUAAUGUUAGGUUUUAAGUAUGCUCAUGUUGUACUCUUGUUUCUUAUCACCCCUUCUGUAACUGCAUACGGGGGUAUUGUUUAUAUCCACAGAGUAAGAAAUUCAUCCAUUGACAUUUCCUGUGAAUCUGCAAAAAAAGAAGAAAACCCAUUUGCCUUUUCGCUGAAACGCAGGUUGCUGCAGUCCAGACAAGUGAUGUAUCUUUCUAAAGGAUUCCAACCAUUUAUCAAUAAAUCUGAGGACAAGGAUCGCAUCACUGUACAUGAUGAGCUGGACAACCACAGAGUUAAUCUGACAAUCUCAAACCUGCAAGGACAGGACACAGAUGUGUACCACUGUGAAUUCCACUAUGAUGCUCUUCCAUAUGAUAAGAAUGUUCCUGGCAAGAUGGAGUUCUUCAUCUACAUUGAAGACUUCUCUCAUUGUAAUUGUUCAAGUUACCUGCUGUUGCUGUAUGUGAUCUCUGGAGCUGCAUGUCUGCUGGGUGUUCUGGUUUUCACUCUCGCUAUCGCUUACUGUUGUAAAGCGCUUAACCGUAGAAAGCCACAGCCUAUAGUUCCUGUUUAUGAGGAGAUGGCCAGGGUGCGGCCCACCAAAGGAAAAGCCACAAGCUGUCAUACUGAUAUUGCAAAACUGGAGGAAGCAAACAGCACUGUGGCCCAUUUGUUCAGCAACCAAAACCUUUAUGUCAAUUGAUUUAACAAAAUGUGUUGACUGGGAAGGGACUCUACUGAAGUGCUGAUGUUCAUCAUGAUGCUCCAGCUCACCCACACAACCUUUCGGAAUCAUCAGAUUUAAAAGUUGUUUGUUUGCAUAAAAUUUUGUCUUUCCAUCUUUCAUCUCUAUACCUUCAUGUUAAUGGUACUUCAAGACAUAAUUUUAAUGCUACAAAUACAGAAUGUCAGCUUACAUCAUUUUUGAUAGAGAAAUGAUCUGAUUUUUUCUGUAGCACAAAAAAAGUUCUGAUAAAAGAUAGAUGAAGUAUUUUGUGAUAUACUGGCAACAGUGUUUUUCCCCACUGUCUGCACAUUCUCUGCAUUAAAAAAAUAAGUUUUGUGAUUUCACAAAAAUACAUUGUUGAAGGACCUGUUUAUUGAAAUGCUGGUAAAGGCGGAAACUGACAAGACUUUCACAUCAUUGUUCUGUUGACAUUUGUCAAAAAUUAAAGCAUGCAAAUAACAUACAAGAUUGUUUGCACAGCUUCGCAUUUACACAAGCAGAAGAUGUGACUUCCUGUCUUCUCUCACACUUGGUUGAUUUUGGACUGCAGACAGUCCAUCAGACAUUUUGAGACAAAAGUGAGAGCAAAGUGUUGUAUUUGUUGGCUUUAAAUAUGAAUGUUAUAUGUUUUUAUUCACUUUGUAACAAAUAAAUAUUUUCUCUCAUUUACAUA